AUGGAAAUGAAUGGUGUCAACGAGAAUGCCUGGUGGACGGUGCCUGAAAACUUUGAGGCCCCCUCUGUGGUAGACAUAGAUGGGAGCCAGGAGGAGCUCAUAUUUGGCCAAGAAGACUUGCACCUCAGAAGUAUAGAGGAAAAUAGCAACACCCUCAUUCAGCUGGAGGGGUGGUUUACGGCAUCAGGCCAGACUCGAGUAACUGUAGUUGGACCAUUCAGAGCAAAGCAGUGGUUGAUGGAUAUGAUUUGGAGUGUGGGAAGCCAGGAACCUAACCACCAGGCCCGAGGCCAAGAGAUGUUGCAGCGAGUUCGAAGCCAGCCUCUGACAAGAGAGGAUUUGGAUGCCUCUUUCAGA
This is a messenger RNA of Cricetulus griseus (Chinese hamster), 357 nucleotides long. The record is from RefSeq and is a predicted model, not a curated record. NCBI's taxonomy places the organism in Eukaryota, Metazoa, Chordata, Mammalia, Rodentia, Cricetidae.